Molecule: messenger RNA, 1851 nt
Organism: Auxenochlorella protothecoides
Lineage: Eukaryota; Viridiplantae; Chlorophyta; Trebouxiophyceae; Chlorellales; Chlorellaceae
Exons: 4
Coding region: 1-1851 (616 amino acids)
Source: RefSeq, a predicted model, not a curated record
AUGUGUAUCGCCCCGGACUUGCCAGCAGACUCGGUGCAAGGCGGCGCACUUGACCAGUUUUUGGCCGAGAGCUCCACCAGCAUCAAGGGUGUGAAGGGGUUGUGCGAGGGGGAGUGCUGCUCCACCUCGAUGAUGAACCAUACUCUUGCCCACCCGGAGAAGUCCAAAGACAAUCAUGCUCGCGACCUUGGUUUGUUGCUCCUCAAAGUCUCCGGUCGCCUGCCACAGAUGCCAGUCGAGAUCCAUGAACUCAUCAUCCCUACAGGUAUCAAGGCCGCUCCUGCCCCCACUACGAGCCCCAGUCCGAGUUUUUUGCUCCCCACACCCACACCCAAGGCACCGAUCAGUGCUGUCAAGAGCACGGUGUCCAAGACCAUUGCUCCAAUCAAGGAAGCUGGCAAGAAGGCCGCAAAGACGGUAUCCCAGGCAGCGCCCUCCCCUCCUUCCAAGCCAUCGGCUCCUUUCAAGUUUUCUGGCUCCAUCAACAAGGGCACCCAGGAGAAGGGGAAGUCGGAGGCAAGAGCUGACCAGGGGGUGGCAUCAAAGCUCGUGUCCAAGAUUCAGCCCCCGAAGGGCAGCCGGCUGCAGUCGGGGGUUGAGGACGCGGCCGGCAAGGCGGCCGACGCGGUGAAGGAUGCUGUGCCGUCUCUGCCCACCCUACAGUCCAGGGCCAAGCAGGCGGCGCCUUCCCUGCCAUCGCUGCAGUCCAAGGCAAAGCAGGCGUUGCCGUCCCUGCCCACUCUGCAGUCCAAGGCUAAGGAAGCCGUGCCUUCUCUGCCCACUCUGCAGUCCAAGGCCAAGGACGCGGUGCCUUCCCUCUCAACCUUACAGUCUAAGGCCAAGCAGGCGGUGACGAGCAACACGCCAUUGUCAGGCGACGGACCCUUCAGCUUCCUGAGCAAGAAGCCGCAGCUGCCAGACGCCGUGAAGAAGGCGGCGAGCGAGACCAAGGCUGCCCUGCCCACGCUGAAGUCCAAGGCGAGCGGCGCCGUGAACCAGGUCAAGGAUGCGGCCCCCUCCGGAGCGGGGCCCUUUGACUUCCUGACCGCCAAGCCGCAGCUGCCCAAGGAGGCGGGCAAGGCGGCGGACGGCGUGGCGUCGGCGGCCAAGUCGCUGGCGAGCAAGGCCGCCGACGCCGGGCAGAAGAGCACCGGCCAGGGGUCGAGCUUCCUGGACGCCCUGACCACCAAGCCGCAGCUCCCCGCCCAGGCGCAGAAGGCGGUGGAGGGCGUGAAGGCGGCGGCGCCCAAGCUGCCGAGCGCGCCCCAGCCCGGCGGCGGGGGCGGGCUGGGCAUGCUCUUCACCUCCAAGCCCAAGCUGCAGCAGCGGGUGCAGAGCGGGGUGGCGAAGACCCAGGCCGCGGCCAAGUCGGCCCUGCCCGGCGCCCCCUCCUCGGCCAAGGACGCCGUCCGGGCGGCGACGGGUGCGGCCGCGGGCCUGGGCGCCGGGCUGGCCUCCCAGGCUGGCAAGGUGGGCGACGCUAUCUCCGCGCCCUCGCUGCCCAGCCUGCCCGACGCAGGGGCCGCGUCCAAGGCGCUGUCCGACGCCGGCAGCGCGGCGUCCGGCGCGCUGAGCUCCGCCAGGUCGGCGCUGACCCCUCUGUCGCCCGGCAGCCCCCUGCCCCAGAGCGUGCAGAGCGCAGCGGGGGCCGUGGCCAAGCAGGCCAAGGCCGCCGGCUCAGGUCAGGGGGUGAGCCUGGGUCAGCGCUCCACGCAGGCGGGCGCGGUGGUGGCCGUGGAGGUGGCGGCCGUCGCACUGGCCACCGCCAUCGUCGGCGGGGUGACGUCGGGGGGCAAGGCCAGCAUGCCCCGCCCCAAGACCAAGUCUGGGACACGCAUUUUCAGGGGUUGA